CAAGAGUGGAAAGAUAAGAUAAGAUUUAGAGCAUCAACAUACAGUGAGCGCCAAAUUUGGAUGCACUCUCUCGCUCUAAGCCUCUAAUCACUCGAGCAAGCGGGUAUGCUCAUAGUUUGUAGCACUGUAAUUAGGACAACAAUUCUAUACUACGGUUUAGAAACAUUUUCUUGAGUUACGGAACUUCCGGAUCGGCUCGCUUGCGAAAUUGUCCGCUAGUCUCGUAAAACAGCUUGUUGAACGACUUGUUCAUCAGCGACCACGUCUAUCUGCAUACAGACAAGUACGUUGUCAGGCCUCCUAUAGGCCUCCGGCCACUACAAAUCAAUGAAUGGUGUACGCAGAUUCCUUGGUGGUGGAUUCAACGACACACAAAGCCCGGGGCCUCCAGCUUCACUUGAAUUGGGCAGUCCACCAUCGAGCGCCCUCCCUUUAGCUUCAGCAUCUACUGCUUCAGCCUACUCAAAUUAUUCAGAUUCUCCGAGCCCAUCAAUACAGCCGAAGAGCCCUACAACGAUUACAGCCGCAUUAUUCUUGAAGAAAAAGGACAAAUCGCGACCUUCACUUGGUGGUUCUCAGGCUUCAUUAGAUGAAAUUCGAGCUAGUACCAGCACUAGGGCGAGAUCUAACACCACUAGCUCUUCGUCUUCAUCAGUAAAUGGACUGGCAAGAAAGUCUCUUUCGAGCACAAGGCCAAUACAGCGCAACACGCGGGAUGACUUAUUGCUUAGUUUGCUUGCAAGCGAAGCAGUCGUGGAGAGCAGGGAUUUUGCAAUUCUCAGUUCAGAAGAGAUAGAUGAAUUGAAGAAGGAGGAAAUUCGUCUUUCAUCACGACUAAGUUCACUGGAGAAAAAGCUGGAGACAGAGCGCAAAAUCCGGGAUGCUUCAACGACACUAUCUACGCUCUCCGUUCCAAGAAACUCUGUUUCAAAGUCCACGCCUAGCAACGAACAAUUAGAGACAGCCACCAAACGCUUUGAUGAAACACAGAAAGAAGUCUGGCGAGUCUCCCAAGCCAAAUCCGAUGUGAGUCGUCGGUUGGUUGAACAUAGAGCGGGGGUUUUGAGCGAAAGUGUACGAAGGAAUGAAGAAGACAAACGUGGCGAUACGUCUAAUGGAUAUGGCACGCCUACCAAUCCCUUGUCUCCUGCUUCCUCCGCUUUCUCCUUCUUCGCUGGACACCCAUCUUCUGCUGUGCCCAACUCGUCAUCGUUGCUUCCACAAGCUGCUCAACAACAGAUUACCCAAUUAGAGGAACAGUUGCGUGCAGCAACAGCUUCAUUGUCAGAAGCGUCCAAGAAACAGGCUGAAACUACCAGGGAGUUAAAUUUGUUAAGGUUGGAGAAAGAUCAGGUCGAGACCAUACUUGGAAUGGAGGUACAGGCUGCACAGGACAAAACAAUAUCCUUGGAGAACGAAGUCCUUCCUAAACUCGAGACGGAGCUGGAGAAUUUCAAACGUGAAAAAGAUUAUUGGGAUGAGGAACGCGAUGCAUAUCAGGCAGAGAAGAUGCGGUGGGAGAAUGAGAGAGCGAUGCUUCAGCAAAUGCAGCAAGCAAAAGGCGGCGCAGAUGCAAUGUUGGCGGAGGUUAGGCAGAAUUUGCUAGAUAUGCAGCAGCAGCUUGACGCGAAGGAGGGUGAACUCCGACAACUCCAAACACAACUUUCUCAAUCACAGUCACAACUCUCACAAACCCAAUUGCAGUUAUCACAACUCGAACAAUCGCAUGCCGAAGUUACAGAGGACUUGGACUCUGGCCGAGCGUUCGUUCAAACCUUAGUCCAGACUCAUGCAAUAGUUCUGUUUUCCCGCGAUCCCUCACUGAAAGGACUGUUGUCGGCUAUUGGCACUCAUCUUGAAGGUUUAUCAAAUAAACUGUUAUCCACUGAACAAACAAGUGCUCAGAGAGACGCUGAGCUCAGACAAAGGGAGUCCGAAUGGGAGGCGCAGAAGAGACGAUUAGAGGAAGAUGUGAGAAUGGGCCUAGAUAAACGGGAAGAGUUGAGUCGGGAGUUGGACAUUGUAAGGAGGGAACGAGAAAAUAUGAGCAGGGAGAUGAUAGAGAUGAAGGACUCUGUGACCCUCCGCUCACCAACAUCUCCGUCUCGACAGCUCUUUUCUCCUGCUACAUCAUUCACAUCUAUUGCACCCUCCCCGCCGACGCUCUCCAUAUCGACAUUACCAGGCGACAACAUUGAAUAUGCUUCUCCCGAAGCUCUUUCCGUUCUCUCUGCUCUCAAGCCCCUAUGGGCGGUUUUGCCCUCUCCAGAAGCACGAGCAGCGAAAUUCGCCUCGAGUCGUGAGCGGGCAUUCCGUACGGGGUCUGGGCCAAGCAGUCCCACUAUGACAAACAGACCAUCUAGUCCCGCCGGCAAUACACCUAAAUCGAUAUCCGAUUUAGACGUGAGAAGCCUAAAGUCACUGUACGACUCGACCAAAAACCCUUCAUCAAUAUCGUCACCUCAGUCCGAGUUCACUUUGUCGUCCUUCAUUUCCCGUGUCCAAUCAUUAUUAACAGACGACCGACUCCUCAUCGAACGCUUACUUCGCUUUGCCCAAGCACACGACCUUCUGAAGAAGAACGCCGACCGAGCGCAGAAACUCGCUUCUGAGGCUAACUCGGGCCUCGAAACCUACUCUCGACAAGUACGCAUCUUGGAAGGUCGGAACGCUGAUUUAGUCAGACGGUGUGGAGAGCUGCAGGGAGAGCUGACAGAGCUGCAGGGCCUUCAAGAAGUAGUAGAUCGGAUAUCUGCGGCUAAAAGCGAUAUCGAGAUUCAAGCGGCCGAGCAAGCAGAGACAUGUAGGCAACUAACGGAAGCCAAUAACAUGUUGAGUGCAAGGGCGCUGGCACUGGCAGAGGAGGCAGCACAGGCUCCGGAAAUGGUGCGGCGGCAGAUGCAGAAAGAGUUGGAUGAUGUCAAAGCCGCAGCGGCGCGUGCAACGACAUUGUCGGGGGUGGCGACGUCAUUUGGAGAACAUGAAGCAUUACAGGCGGAGCUGGUUAAGGUAAAGAAAGAGCUGAAAGAAGCGUUAGAAGAGAUGGAAGCCAUGCAGACGUCGAGUCAAGCGCAGAAUGUGAUGUUGAUGGACGAGCUUAUGGUCACGCAGUCGGAGAAUGCGGAUUUGAAGAACCAGUUGAGGGGGUUGAAGAAGUAGGUCGGGCAUAAACGUAUUUCCACUCAGACGGUGAUUGUUUCUAUUAUGAACAUUGUCCUUAUGUGCUUUAGUCCUCUUCCUGUACUAUAUUAGGGCUGCUCAAUUCUUGCCUCACCUCACCUCACCUCACGAGCUGUCACGAAAUUCCGCUUUUGGAUGUCCGAUUGAUCGG
Molecule: messenger RNA, 3331 nt
Organism: Lentinula edodes (shiitake mushroom)
Lineage: Eukaryota; Fungi; Basidiomycota; Agaricomycetes; Agaricales; Omphalotaceae
Product: Up-regulated during septation-domain-containing protein
Exons: 3
Coding region: 328-3159 (943 amino acids)
Source: RefSeq, a predicted model, not a curated record